This is a messenger RNA of Cooperia oncophora, 849 nucleotides long. Lineage: Eukaryota; Metazoa; Nematoda; Chromadorea; Rhabditida; Trichostrongylidae. The record is from the annotation of a GenBank genome assembly.
AUGACGUUUCUGAGUAUGGCAGUGUUCUUUCUUCCAACUGACUCAGGUGAAAAGAUGACUUUGACAACUUACGUGCUGCUUUCGAUUGUCGUCUUCUUGCUGCCUCGUAUCAAAAAUACUUCCACCCACCUCGUUACGGUGAUUAUCAUCAAUGUGUACUUCCGUAGUCCUACGACACAUCGCAUGCCCCAAUGGGUACGGAAUGCGUUCAUGAUGUGCAUGCGACGACCAAAAUCCGCGUUUCGAAAGCUCUUAGUCCGUCCGAAGGAGGAUGUGGCUCAACUUCCCGGUAUAGGACAGUUCAGUUUCAGAGCGGCAAAGCAUCACCCAUUUUGUCCGAGUGCUGAUAGAAGGACUGACGCAAUAAAAGUUGUCACCAACGCAAACGACAUUCCUCGAGACCCAGCGACCGCGCCCUAUCACCCAUUAUCGCCUGAUGCACUUUCUGCGAUUGAUGCCAUCGAAUAUAUUACUGAUCAUUUGAAGCAGGACGAGGAACACAAACAGGUGAGUAUUGUUUAUUUUGCUACCCAGUCCGAACUGAGUAGCCCUUACUGCAUUACCCUCAGCGAGGGUAUUGUUAUAGCAAAAAAGCCACCGCUGGCGACAUCUUGUAAGUAUCGAGAUGACUGGAAGUACGUCGCCAUGAUUAUUGAUCGAUUAUUGCUUUACGUGUUCUUUGGUAUUACGGUAGGAGGCACAUGUGGGAUCUUAUUCAGUGCACCGUAUGUAUUUCAAGGAGUGAAUCCAGCGAGAAGUGCCUUCAAAGGCUCAUCGAUCUGUACAAGGCGGGAGAUAGCAAGUAGCAGGAGGUCAAUAGCUGUUGAUAAACACGGGUUGCUGAUGUAA